AUGCACAGCGCAGCAAUCUCCUGGCCAUUCCCACUCCAAGGCACACGCAGCAAGGGUGGCAAACACCGUGUCUUGGCCGCAUUUUUCGGACUGGAUCCAAACUUCCUUCAAAGUCUGCAACCACAACAACCGGCAAAGUGCAAGAAGAUCAUCAAUGAUGCGUACUUCUGUGCCAAGCCGCCAGACUACUCCUCGCAGCCGAAAUCGGAGCUGCAGCGCCCGGCCGCCCGCGCUUUCGCGGAGCAGGUCGGGCUGGUCGGGGAGUUCUCACAGCAGAGCACCUUCUACCUCAAGGAGGCGGCACAGCUGAUCGAUCGAGCGCACCAUCGACUCGAUGGGCUCCAGUACACCCUCGACAAGGCAGACAAG
Messenger RNA from Symbiodinium necroappetens, 369 nucleotides. The record is from the annotation of a GenBank genome assembly. Lineage: Eukaryota; Dinophyceae; Suessiales; Symbiodiniaceae.